Venturia canescens is the source of this 2565-nucleotide messenger RNA. RefSeq names its product Zeste-white 10 (gene Zw10). Gene Ontology annotation, biological process: endoplasmic reticulum to Golgi vesicle-mediated transport; mitotic spindle assembly checkpoint signaling; mitotic cell cycle. Gene Ontology annotation, cellular component: RZZ complex; nucleus; chromosome, centromeric region. NCBI's taxonomy places the organism in Eukaryota, Metazoa, Arthropoda, Insecta, Hymenoptera, Ichneumonidae. The coding region runs from base 340 to 2508 and encodes 722 amino acids. The transcript has 10 exons. The record is from RefSeq and is a predicted model, not a curated record.
AAUCAAUCUUCAAUAAUGGUUUUGGGUUCAUUUUUUGUUUGUUUUCAAAUUACAGAAUUCCACCUGUCCAGUAUGCAUGGUUCACCAUUUUCGAACCACUGUUGUUCCUUCCGAGGAUUCGACAAAUAAGGAGAGGAGAUAUAUUAUAGCGCUUCAAGUGAGAAAACCGCGAAGCUUACGGUGUCAUUUGAAAUUACACAAAAACACGAACACGUAGAAAAUUCAAGCCGCUCUCGCGUAUGGCACGGCGGUGGUAUUAUUGAGUUGGAGGUUAAGGUGACUUUUCCAACUCAUUGGAAAACUUUUACAAUAUUGAGGUUCUAUGGUAGUGAUUUAAUAAUGACGUCGUUUGUUGCUAAUGUCUUAGUAUCAGCAGGACAACCAGAAAAAAUGGAUUUGAAGGAAAAAAUUUCAGAAAUACAAAAGGAAAUAGCAAAAUUGAAAAACAAUGUGAAAGACUUUAUCGAUGAUAAUUAUAUUGAGUUUGUACCAACUUUGAAAAAGGACCAAGCAUUGGUAGUCAAAGCUCAAAAAUUGGUUAAUGAAAUGACAAAUUUGGAGAUACGGGUCCGUGAACAGAUCAAAAUUGAACUUUCCGAUUCAACACGCGAAUUGAAAGAUUUAUCGAAUGCUCUGAAAGAAUCCAGCCUCAGUCUGCACAUGUCGAGUCAGCUUUUGGAACUCAGUGAAUCUUUGAAAAUCGUUGAGACUCACAAGAAGGAGAAGCGAUAUGUGAAAGCUGCAAAAACGUUGCAAAGGAUAAAUGAUCUUCUGGAGGCUCCGCAGAAUGAUUUGAAAAGUUUGAAUAUAUAUGAUUCCAUGAAAAGUGAAUAUUCCAUUUGUAACGGAAAGUUUUUAAGUGACGUUGGAACAUUGUGGAAGAAAUACGUAUUGUGGCAAAAAAACACGGAACUUGGUAAAAAGUCAACAAGUUUAACAAUAGAUUGCGAUCCGGAGGAGAUUCAAGAACUCAUCAGAUCUUUACACUAUGUCGGGAGCCUCGACUCACUAGUUGCAAAGUUUGCGGAGGAUCUGAUGAAAUAUGUCAUCUUUCCUGUUGUCAAUUAUAAUGAAACUUUGAUCCGUGUCACUGAUGAAACAAUUUUCACGGUUGAGGAGGGUGAUAAGAAAAAAAAGCCAAUUUACAAAAGUGUCUUGUACUAUUCAAAACUCUUGUUCCAAUUUUUACUCCAACAUUUGGAUGUUACGGCUGAGAAUAAUGAAAGAUUCAUUGUUCUUUUGAGAAAACACUUGCUGGAGCCGCUCUCAAAAAUACUUAUAAAGGAUUGUAUUGCUGACACUAUUCCAAGCACUAGCACGGAGUUACAAGACUUUGAACAAGUUAUGAGAGACAUCAAUGAAUUUCAGGAUUAUUUGCUUCAAAUUGGUUUCAUUGAAUCUGACCAAUUGUUUUUGUCGGAUUACACGAAAAAUGUUGACCACUUGUUUAUCGAAAAAACAUGUCAGGGACUACUGGCUAAGGCAAUCUCAAUUUCACAAAAAGAUCUUCAUGAUUCUUUUAGGCACGAGCCGGAGGAACCCCUGAUACUUCACGAUGAACAAUGCGACAACGACAAUGACAAAAUCAAUCGGAAAUUGAGCAAACACACAUUCCAAUUACCUGCCUGCCAAAUUAGCAAAAGCGCUAGAGAUAUACUGAAUCUUGCGAAAGAAAUUCUGGAUGAAGCGUGCAGGAGUUCCGAAGCUUGCGCGAUUAGAUUAUUUUAUACCAGUAGAAAUGUAUUCGAAAUAUAUGUGAGCACUGUUCCUGAAUAUCAUAAGAAAUUCCUCGAGACUAUUCCUCAACAAGUGGCUCUGUUCCAUAACAACUGCAUGUACUUGGCUCACAAUCUUCUCUCAUUGGCAUACGAGUACAAAGACCGUUUACCAACUCACGUCCAAAAACACAAUAUCACGUAUGCGGAUCAGACGUUGAUAAUGCGAAAAGUUGGCACCGAAUGUUUUCUGAAUCACAUGAAAUAUCAAAGAAAUAUUAUUAUAGGAAUUAUUCGCGAAUCGGGACUAGCGCAACUGGCGUCAACGCCCGAAUUACCACCGAGCACCGAACGAGAAUUACGACAAUGCAUAAGACAAUUGGAAUUGUUGAAAACCGUUUGGAUGGACGUUUUGCCCAUCAAUAUUUAUUGUCGUGCCGUGGGUUGCAUAGCGAAUUCCAUGGUAGAGGAUCUUGUGAUGAAAGUUAUCACAGUUGAGGAUAUUUCAGCUGACGUUGCGACGGAAUUGGUGACCCUGUUUGGAAUGAUCGUUACGAGAACACCGUCAAUAUUUCCGGAACCGAACACGAUUCAACGCCACGUCACCAAAUGGUCGAAGCUCACAGAACUUAUAAAAGUGCUAGAAGCUUCUCUGAAAGAAAUAGAAGAUCGAUGGGCUGAUGGCAAAGGGCCACUGGCCAAUGAAUUUACAGCCAACCAAGUGAAACAAUUAAUAAGAGCUCUUUUUCAAAAUACCGAGCGUCGCUCCAAUCUCCUCGCGAUAAUAAAAUAAAUCACUUUUUCAUUUCCAUCUGGUAUCAUUGCUAUUGAAUAAAAAUCAUUUUUAUUA